AUGAAGAAACCGAUUCUGGCCAACCUUAAAGUGUUUGGAUGCCACGCGUAUGUUCAAGUGCCUCAAGACAAACGCGCGAAGUUCGACUCCAAGUCAUCACUCUGUCGUUUCCUGGGAUACGCCGAACACCAGAAGUCAUAUCGAUUUGAGGAAGUGUCAACAGGAGCGAUCAAGAUCAGUCGCGAUGCCACAUUCAUGGAAGACAAGUUUGAUGAAGGUCCGCGCAACUACAACGAUGAGUCAAGUGUCGUUGAGUUUGAUGAUCAUGACGAGGACGAAGAAAAAGAAGAAGGUAAAACUGACGACGACAUGGACUCGAGCGACGAUGAAAACGAAGACACCAGGUCUUCGAAGAGCAACAUCAAGAGACACACGCGCACUCAAUCACUUGAGAAAGCUACCGUCAUUCCAAGUCCCAAGCGAAGAACAUACAGAGGUCCGUCGCUUGAGCAUGUGUCAGCGGCUGCAAUGGAUUUUGUUGACGGUCAUCGGUUUCUACCAGUAUUGGUAACCGUGACCGGUCCAAUCCGAACUGCCUGUUCAGCUUAG
This is a messenger RNA of Peronospora matthiolae, 549 nucleotides long. Lineage: Eukaryota; Oomycota; Peronosporomycetes; Peronosporales; Peronosporaceae. The record is from the annotation of a GenBank genome assembly.